Drosophila novamexicana is the source of this 2916-nucleotide messenger RNA. RefSeq names its product U2 snRNP-associated SURP motif-containing protein. Gene Ontology annotation, cellular component: nucleus. The coding region runs from base 78 to 2900 and encodes 940 amino acids. The transcript is spliced from 12 exons. Lineage: Eukaryota; Metazoa; Arthropoda; Insecta; Diptera; Drosophilidae. Gene Ontology annotation, biological process: RNA processing. Gene Ontology annotation, molecular function: RNA binding. The record is from RefSeq and is a predicted model, not a curated record.
AAUUUCCGAGAAGAAAAUUGUAUUUCUAAAAAUAAGAACAUAAAUGUUAAAAAUUAAAAAGCACACAGCAUAACAGCAUGAAGCGCAUUAGCGAAAAAAAGCUGGAGGCCUUUACGGUCGGCACAUUUUCCAAGCGGCAAUUGUCCAAAAAAGAAUUAGAGGAGCAGAAGAAGAAGGAGGAUGAGGCCGCGGCGGCACAUGCGUUUAAAGAGUUUGUUGAGACGUUUCAAGAAACGCCCACAGCCUCUUCGAAAGUGUGGGUGAAGGCUGGCACAUACGAUGCGGGCUCCAGGCGAGAGGACAAAAGCGAAAAGGGCAAACUGUACAAGCCGGGCUCCAAGCUUGAUAAGAGUGCCUCCGAGAAGGCGGAGGACUAUGCUAAGCUGUUGGCCUCUGAUCUUAAGAAAGAUCCAACACCGCUGAAAAAGAAGAAUCAGGAGAAAAAGAAGAGCAACUUGGAGCUGUUCAAGGAGGAAUUGAGACAAAUACAAGAAGAACGUGAAGAGCGACACAAGUACAAGCAUAUGGCAGUAGCGAGUGCUCCAGUUUCACAGCAGCAAAAGCCAGAGCCACAAGCUCCGAGCACUUCACAGCAGGCGAGCAACGCUCGAGAUGCUGGGGGUUCAUUUGACACUGGCGAUCCGAACACAACGAACCUGUAUUUGGGCAAUUUAAAUCCCAAGAUUUCCGAGCAGCAGUUAAUGGAAAUCUUUGGUCGCUAUGGUCCGCUAGCCAGCAUCAAGAUCAUGUGGCCACGUUCUGAGGAAGAGAAGCAACGUGGCCGAAAUUGUGGCUUUGUAGCAUACAUGAGCCGCAAGGACGCCGAGCGGGCGCUACGCACUCUAAACGGACGCUAUAUAAUGGGCUAUGAAAUGCGUUUGGGCUGGGGUAAAACGGUACCCAUCAUGAAUACACCAAUUUUCGCACCGCAAGCCCUGUUAGAACUAACAUUGCCGCCACCUCCCUCGGGUCUGCCUUUUAAUGCUCAGCCGCCGCCUAGCGAGGCAAAUACAUUGCCCAAGAAGAACUACAAGGAUUACGAUUCUAUUGAGGACAAGGAGAAUAUGGAAAGAGUUCUGAGCAAAUCCAUUGUAAAAGUCUUUAUACCAACGGAGAAAUCUGUUCUGAAUAUCAUACAUCGCAUGAUCGAGUUCGUAAUACGAGAGGGUCCUAUGUUCGAAGCGCUGAUCAUGAGUCGCGAAAUGGAAAAUCCCAUUUUUUCGUUUCUCUUCGACAACGAAAGUCCAGCGCAUAUAUAUUACCGCUGGAAGCUCUUCUCGCUGUUGCAGGGCGACACACCGAGCGAGUGGCGGGAGCAACAGUUUCGCAUGUUUAAGGACGGGCCUGUCUGGAAACCUCCUGUGGCUAAUUUCUACACCCAAGGCAUGCCUGAUGAGUUGGUCGUCGACCCAGAUGCACCUGUGGUCCAUAAAGGCGCCUUAUCGAACGCGCAACGUGAUCGACUGGAAGACCUGAUACGGGCUUUGACACCAGAGCGCGCACGCAUCGGUGACGCAAUGAUAUUUUGCAUUGAGCAUGCUGAUGCCGCCGAUGAGAUUUGCGAGUGCAUUGCCGAGUCGUUGGCAAAUCCAAAGACGCUGGCUUCAAAGAAGAUUGCGCGGCUAUAUCUUGUCUCCGAUAUAUUGCACAACUGCACUGUGAAGGUGUCAAACGCAUCUUUCUUUCGUAAAUCCGUGGAAAAGCAAUUGGUGGACAUAUUUGAGAGCCUUCACACUUAUUAUUUGGCUAUUGAGAGCCGACUGAAAGCUGAGGGCUUCAAGACUAGAGUGUGUAACGUGAUACGCACAUGGGAGGAGUGGACAAUUUACCCAAAGGAUUUCUUAUCCCAAUUGCACGCUAUAUUCUUGGGUCGACAGUUUGCAGUGCAGUCUACCUCACCGGUCCAAGCAGAUGAGUCGCGCUCAGAGGAAGCUCUAGAUGAGGACAUAGACGGUGCGCCACUUUCUGGGGAGGAAAAAGACGACGAGGAUUUGGAUGGUGUGCCACUCGACGGUGCUGCACUGCUAAAGAGCGCUCUAAAGCUUGUCCUACCAGAGUCAACGGUGGCCAUGCAACAACGAGAUACACCCAAGCGGGAACAAUAUUUUGACGAAAUCGAUGGCGUGCCCUUGGAUGAGGAUUUGGAUGGUGUGCCGAUGGAGCAAGUGCAAAGACCAACAGAUUCCAAGUCACAGGCUAAAAUGCCCGGUUUUAUUCCAUCUAAAUGGGAAACGGUUGACCCACAACAGGUUGAGGCCCAAGCCAUAACAACAAGCAAGUGGGACACGUUGGAUCCCCCAGAUCCACCAAAGUUCUAUAGUUCGGAUGAUGAUAGCGAUGACGACAGCUCACAAAAAUUCAGCGACGAGAGUCGCCAAAAACUGCGCGAAAUUGAAGUGAAAGUCGUGCAGUAUCAAGAUGAACUGGAGUCCGGAAAGAGACGCCUGGAACCGGGCUGGACACUUUCCGAGCAAGUGGCAUACUAUCGUAAACGAUUGCUCAAGCGGAAUUCCCCUUCGGAUUCUGUAGACUCACCGUUGAGCUACAUGCACUCGAAAUCGAGAAGUUCACAGCGCAGCGAGAGUCCUGACACCAGGCAUGCACUUAGCGCUCACUACAGCAGCAGCUCCCGCUCCAGCCCCAGCUUACGCGCCAGUCGCAAGCGAUCCCAUUCGCCGUUUAGCGGUGGCGAGAGCAGUCGCAGUGGCAAGUCUACCAAGCGAAAUCGGUCACGAAGUCAGUCGGACUCGCCCAAGCGCCACUCGGAGCGCUCAGGUCGCACCUCUCGCAAAUCCCCGUCGCCAGCAACGUCAUCCUACAGCUCACGUUCGAAUCGACGCACCAGCGUGUCCCCAGGACGCCACCGGUCGGAAAAGCAGAAGCACAAACAUCGCCAUUAAUGUGUUCAGAAUUUUC